AUGAGAAGAAGCUUUCGGAGAAACCUUAGCUCUCCAAACUUAUCAUUUAAGAGACGGUCUCAAUCAAACAGUCCUUUGAGAUCACGCACACCAGAACCUGCAUCUGACUUGGAGUCAGACUUUUACAAGCCAACUAAACUAUCAAACUUAUCAUUGAGCAAUUUGUCUUUAUCAUCACUAAUACCCUUUUACAAAGAGAAUGAGAUUCAAGACGGAAGCAUAGAUAGUCUUGCAAGAGAGAGUGACGUUAUUCUGUCGAAAUACUCGAUCCCACACUUGGAGUAUAAAGGGUUUUCUCUGUAUGUCAUCAGCGGAUUACUUCUCGGGGUAUGGACAAUAUGGUGUUUUGUUCCAGAUAGCAUUUUAAAUUCAAUGGGAAUCUACUACUAUCCAAGAAAAUGGUGGAGUGUAGCUAUUCCAAGCUUUUUAUUGAUGUUAAUGUGUUACAUGUACGUGGCUCUACUGUUUUACAAUAUUGAGAUCAAGACAGUGCCAUUGAACAAUGUAUUGACAAUCGUUGACGAGAAUAGCGUGUUGGCCAACGAUGAGCCAAACUCAGACACAGAACUAGAGAACUUGUGUUUCAAGAGUACCAGUGGAAUAUGGGAUCUGCCAAUAUCAACAAUUAAUGACGUACUAUAUCGUAAUCCCUCUUUAAAUACAAACUAA
Messenger RNA from Komagataella phaffii GS115, 669 nucleotides. RefSeq lists its product as hypothetical. Bases 1 to 669 code for a protein of 222 amino acids. The transcript has a single exon. The record is from RefSeq and is a predicted model, not a curated record. Lineage: Eukaryota; Fungi; Ascomycota; Pichiomycetes; Pichiales; Pichiaceae.